GGGCGAAUCAGCGGGCUUCCAGCCAACCCCCCGACACAGUCAAAGUGUGUCAGCAAAAUGCUAGCGAUUUGCGCCUGUUGGCCGCAACAUGAUUUUUCCACACUCUUUGCCAGCGUGCCGCAGAGAGGAAAAAAAAAUAAAAAGGCCUUUCCCCCCUCCUUUUCUCCCUCCUCGUUGACUCUACCAGCAAUUACUCAAAUUAUUACCUUUUCGCACCCCCUCCCACCGCAAUCGCCUUCGCUAUAUAAGGGCAAACUUCCCUUGGAAAUACUCAAACACCUCUCGCAGUGCUAACAGACAGAAAAAGGCUCAUUUGCAAGCUGGUUCACUAAAAAUUUUGUAAUUCUCUUUUCUUAAGCAUGGUUUCUUACUCGUCUAACAGUCAUAUUGAACCGAGCGCCCGUCUACACGACCAGGACGCCGCGAUGAGCUCCCGUGUUCAGGGUGCGCUCAGCAGCAACCUGGUGUUGCAUGUAGACGGGUGGUACCAGCAGCAACAACACCAGCAGCCGACGGCUCACUUACAUACCGAGGCCUCUACCAACGAGAGGCCACUUGUUUUUGAUCGUAUUGCCUCACACUCGACUAUUCACUCGGCUGGCGCGAAGCGGAGCGCAGGCCCAGCAGAUGGCAGCGACUCCCUUGACCGGUCCAGCAAGCGGACUCGAGACGAUAACGAUUCAACCUUUCACCACGGCGGCGUUCGCAUCAACGAUUUGCUGAAUCCAGCCGCCGCCGCGGUUGCUGCUACCGCCGCCACAGCCCCGCUGGCCGCAGCGAAGAAGCUGUCGGUGCCCAGCGCGCUCACCCGCACGCGUAGCGCCGACACGAAGCAGUACCUCAACCUGCUCCAGCUGCAGCUGCAGAAGCAGACUACCGAGGCCGACCCGCGGAGGAGUUUUGUUCGCACCUUUUCGGCACCCGAGAAGGCAGAGUCGCCCAAGUCUGACAGCGCCCAGGGCCUUGUUCGCGAAGCCCUGGAACUGGACAAGCUCUACGGUAAGUCUUGCCUUUGGACUUGUUUUUCUUUUCUUUUCUUCUCUCCCCUCCACACCUGAAACAUUAGGCCUUCUUCAGCCUGAUUUUUUGUGCUCUAUUUUUCUGGCAGGGGGCCAGUAUGUGGCCCUCGUUCACCCGCUGCCCGUUGUUGGCCUUUCUUUUUCUGCCUUGUGUAUUGA
Molecule: messenger RNA, 1178 nt
Organism: Linderina pennispora
Lineage: Eukaryota; Fungi; Kickxellomycota; Kickxellomycetes; Kickxellales; Kickxellaceae
Exons: 1
Coding region: 360-1058 (232 amino acids)
Source: RefSeq, a predicted model, not a curated record